UUCUUCCGAACUGCACAUUUUGAUGCGCCCAGGAGCUACGCACAAUGUGUAGCAAGUGGACGCAACGCAUUUUCUGAAUCCGGUUCCGGCGUGCCGACGACACCGAUGCCUGUGCCCACGGACCGACGAGCGCACAGGGCUUCUUCACCCGGACAGCACUGAAUGGUAGCAGCUGCGGGGACGGGUGCGGAGCGAGCGUUGCCAAACCCGGAGGGUUUCCUUGCGGCUCGCGGGACUAGAAUGCUCAUCUGCGUGUCUCGUCGCGAGCGGAUGACAGCCUCCACGCAGAGCCGUGCAGAAAACUUUCAGCUCUGCGUCUGACGCCAGGGCGAGAGGGGGGGAGGGAGAGAGAGGGGGGGGGGGGGGGGUUCCUGUUGAGAUUUUUUUUUGGAAACCAGGUCCCAGGAACGGGCAUCAUGCAGGUGCCAACUGUGGCCUCGUCACCGCAAUGACUCGCUCGGCGCCGACGCGGUUCAUCGUGCCACGCCAAGCCCGCAUAGUCAGAUGCCAUUUUACCCUGCGUGCUCCCGGUGUCUGGAGUUCCCACAUACUGGGCCCGUUGUGUAAUUAGAAGUUCGUGAGGCAGAAGCGAACCCGCGCCGGUGCGAUGAGACGCUGCGCUGCCCAAGACUCCGCGCGCACCGUGUGCUGAUCGCCUAUGGGUCCUGCGUGCUCGAGCUCCCGGCUUCCACUCGGCGAGGUGUGCUGCGGGGCUACGGCGCGCCGGCUGUCGGCUUCACAUCUGGACCGCCUGGCUACUGUCACCUGCGGCCUGUUCGGACGGUGUCCUCCCUGAACCCGCGUGUGUUACAAGGGGAACUGGCUGCGAUCGCCCCCGGAUGGCGUCGUGUUAGGGAGACGGGGCUGACUCAUUUUUUUUUUUUGGCCCGGGACUCGUCGUGACCGGUGAUCCACCGGAACACCGUCGUCCGAAGCUGGACUGGCCGACAACUAGCGCUUAUCCAAGCUAUGGAUUUUGCGUAGCCGAGAAGUCGCGCAUGUUUUAAAGGCAACGCUAGGGUGACACUGCAGUCCUCUCACCACAUCGGCUAUUUCGUCGUCCGACAGAAAAAAAGAUAAAAAGAGUGAAAGUGGAGCAUUGUCCGUCGUACGUAUCGGCGCAGUGGGAUUUCUACGUCUGCUCGGCGUCCCCCCCCACCCAUCCCGCGGUGACGGUUAUGGGUCGGAAGCGGUGUGUCGGUGCAGAUUGUUCCAAGAUGGCGGCCGGGUGCUGCGGGGUGAAGAAGCAGAAACUGUCGGGAUCGCCCGGGUCGGGGGGUCCCGGCGGGGUGGGGGCGGGAAGCGGGGUGGCAGGAACCGGACAUUGUGGCUCGGAGUUGGGGAUUGGCUCCUCCGCGACCGUUGCAGCAGCGGCGAACGUGAGCAGAGCCAACGGCCUGGGGGUACCCGGGGGGAACGUUAGCGGCGGCAGCGGCGGCAGCAGUGGCAGCGGCGGCGGCGGCACGAACGCUCUGUCCCCAGCCCCGGCCGGUUACACUUCAUCCGGCCUCUCCCCGAGUCUCAGCCCGGGACCCGGUUCGGGAAGUGGCGGCAGAAAGAUGGUGGUCUCGGCGGAGAUGUGCUGCUUCUGUUUUGACGUGCUUUAUUGCCAUCUGUACGGAUACCAACCUCCGAGAACACCCAGGUUUACAAACGACCCCUACCCGCUGUUUGUCACAUGGAAAAUCGGAAGAGACAAGCGGUUGAGGGGUUGUAUAGGUACAUUUUCUGCCAUGAAUCUGCACUCAGGACUCAGGGAGUACACCCUUACCAGUGCCCUUAAAGACAGCCGCUUCCCCCCAAUGACAAGGGAUGAGCUGCCUCGCCUCUUCUGCUCAGUGUCUCUUCUCACCAACUUUGAAGACGUCGGCGAUUACCUAGACUGGGAGGUGGGUGUUCACGGUAUUAGGAUAGAGUUUUUCAAUGAAAAAGGAUCAAAGCGCACCGCCACCUACCUACCGGAGGUUGCGAAGGAGCAAGGUUGGGACCACAUUCAAACCAUAGAUUCCUUACUACGAAAGGGAGGUUAUAAAGCUCCCAUCACAAAUGACUUCAGGAAGACCAUUAAGUUAACCAGGUACCGUAGCGAGAAGAUGACAAUGGGUUAUGCAGAGUACAUCGCCCACCGUCAGCACCAUCACUACCAGAAUGGCAUUGGGCACCCUCUACCACCCUACAACCAUUAUUCCUGACAGCGAGCCGCAUGACCAAUCAUUGGACCUCUCCGCGGACCUUUUCCCAGGAGAGCCCGCCCCCUCCUGGUCUAGCUAUUUCUACUACUGUACCAUUUUAUGAUGAUAGUUUCCGUUGCCAUGCUGGCCGUCUCCCCAGACGUUGACAUGGCAACGGGGUGGCAACGAAUCAUCGUUUGAUUCUGGCAAGAAAUCCACGUUUCUUUUUUUCUUUUUCUUUGCCUGUGGUUAAGUUUUUGCAGCAUAUGUAUACUUCUAUCUAUAACCCCCUUUAAUCACGUUUGAAAAAUUAACAAAUAAAUAAAUUUUAUUAAUCUUGCGACUUUUCAGCAAACCUAAUCAGGUGUUUGAUUCUGUGGAUGGAAGGAAGUCUCUUAGUAGAUUAGCUUCACACUUAUAUUAUUUAGGUUUUGCUACGAUUUUACAUUUACUAAAAACAAAUCUUCCUUUUGUUUUCUUUAUCUUAAUAUCCAGACAUGUAUACCAUGUAGCGAGGCAACUGCAGUUCUCAAAGGCUGUGUCAUCUCUUUCUGAUUCCUCUCAAAAAAAAAAGAAGAAAAAAAAAGACUGACUCUUGAGAUCGUUUGAGCCUUGUAAACUCUUGUAGUGUUGUAGUUGGAACUAUUUAUGGGGAUCUGUAUACUCCAAAGUAUAGGUAGUAGGAUUGUGAUGCCCUUUGACCAGCCUUUGCUGGAUGUGUUUAUUGUUUGAGCUGUGUGAUUCUCUGUGUGUGGAUACGGACAUUGGUCUGCCAUUAGAUUAAAAAAAUCGGUGGAGUAAAUUAGAAAUUGGAUUUUACAAGAUUACCUACAGAGAGUUUUUGGGGGGAAACCCCACUCCCUGCGUAUUUUUCGUGUUUUUUGUGGUGGAACCUUUAAAAUUUGAACUGCGUUUGUUUGGCGAGAGCCUUCUGGCUUGUUCCCUCUUUUUUUUCAAAUUAUAGUAAUUGUGGAGGAAGCCAUUUUGUCUGAGGAUACUCAUGUAUGGGCUUUAAUGAUUUCUGCUUUUCCCCCAGCAUUGGAGGGGGCGACCAGGUGUGAUUACAGGUCCCCGAAGUGGGGGAGAAAAAAAGAAAGUGUGUGCAUGAACAAUGCUUUUGAUUUACUGUACCUGUCUUGAGUACCUGAGUUUACUGGCAGGGAGUCACUUAACAGGGACAUGCUAUAACUACUUAAAGCCAUAUUCUCUUUUUACUCCACACUUUGUAAGAGUCGUCUGUUGUUUGGCUUGAAGUGUUUGCGUUCGGCGCCACUUACGCUGGUGACUCUUCAACCAAACUCACACCGAGCAGACCUCAGACGGGGCUGCGUCACGAAAAUACUUGUCGAAGCAGCGGUUUCAGUCAUUUGUCCGGUGUUUCGUAUAUUGCCCGUGUCGUGGAAACUUUGUCUCGUCUUUCCAGAGUGUAGCUAACCACUGUCACUCGUCCAUGAAGUAUCGUUGUAUUAAAAAUUGUCAUUUUUUCGAAAAUGCAGACCCACAAAAGGCAGUGAGCUAAAUUGCAGCAUCUCGUCUGUGUCAUUUAAGAAGUGCGCGUCAUCGUGGGGUUCUUUUGAUUUACGCUGGUUGGAACCGCACUACCACCGUUCUCCUCUGACUACCAUUGAUCUGUGUGUCCGCGGCACGGGGCACCAUUUUUUGUUUUGUGGUCUGUUUGGUCAGUGGCAGUAAGUUUUAAGCAAACACAGUUGAAUUAGUUUGCGCCAAAUCUCUGCAUGCGGGGGCCCCACAGUUGAGGUCUACAGAUAAAAAGCCAGGGCUUUGUAAAGGUCUUAAGAAGCCAUUUCCUAUCCAAA
Molecule: messenger RNA, 3988 nt
Organism: Scophthalmus maximus (turbot)
Lineage: Eukaryota; Metazoa; Chordata; Actinopteri; Pleuronectiformes; Scophthalmidae
Gene: ammecr1
Product: AMMECR nuclear protein 1
Exons: 6
Coding region: 1179-2192 (337 amino acids)
Source: RefSeq, a predicted model, not a curated record